Messenger RNA from Coniosporium apollinis CBS 100218, 417 nucleotides. RefSeq lists its product as uncharacterized. Lineage: Eukaryota; Fungi; Ascomycota; Dothideomycetes. The coding region runs from base 1 to 417 and encodes 138 amino acids. Gene Ontology annotation, molecular function: oxidoreductase activity, acting on paired donors, with incorporation or reduction of molecular oxygen; monooxygenase activity; heme binding. The transcript has 3 exons. The record is from RefSeq and is a predicted model, not a curated record.
AUGCGUCUCCACCCGCCAGUACCUUCCGGAGUCCAGCGCAUGACUCCACCGGAGGGUCUCCGCGUUGGGGACACUUUCAUUCCCGGCAACGCAAUCGUCCAGAUUCCCUACCACACUAUAUUCGGAGAUGAGCGCAAUUUCGAGCAACCGGACGCAUACAUUCCGGAGCGCUGGACAACACGUAAAGAGCUAGUCCAUAACGCCUUUGUCUUUGUUCCGUUCUCUGUCGGCCGGUACUCCUGCAUCGGCAAGCAGCUUGGACUUAUGGAAAUCCGAUAUGUUGUGGCGCAGGUUGUUCGACGAUACAAUAUGGAGCUUGCACUAGAGCAGACUCCGAAGAUGUUCUUAGAUAGUAAAAAGGACACGUUCACAUUGGCGCUAGGACCGUUGUAUCUAGUUUUCACGCCGAGGAAAUAG